AAUAAUGCAGGUCGCCAUCAUCUGACUUUUGAGUUUGCAGUCUGUCAUGCAAUUCAAUCCUGAACCUCUUUUAACCUUCUCAACCCGGCCAGCUCUCCCAGCCCCUGAACUUUCUUUUGUUCGUUAUAAAGCGCCGUCAGAAAGGCUCUAGGUAUUUUCCGUAGCGUCGAAACCUUGAAACCUUGAUCACGAUCACGAGGACAAGUAACUUACACACAAGUAACUUACACGACCGAAAUGGCAUUUUUACAAUUACAGAAGGACCUGGAAAAGCUGAUCGGCUCAGCUAAACUGUCCGAUGCCGUACAAGAUGUCGACAAGAUUAUAGACCUACUCACCGACGCGCGGGAGAAGGUGGCAUCAGCUAAUAAUCCUCAUACCACCAAUCUAACCCUCGCCAAACUACAAAAUCCCAUCAAGGAGCAACUAGAUGGAUUAAAUAGCGAUUUAAGACAUGUUUAUAAAGCUCAGAAUGAAUUCAACAAGGCCCUCAAGGCCGCUUUCCCUAAAGCUCUGGGCUCUCUUCCCACCGAACACGAUCCCAUGCAAUCCCACUCGACUCUUAUAAACCGGGCUAUCGUCAUGCAUUUGCUACGAGAAGGUCAAUUUGGUGUGGCCUCGACAUUUAUUAAUGAAGUGCAGCAACAAUCUGAACUUGAACCUGAACAUCGACAACAACCUGGACCUGCCCAAGCUCAACAGCUCGAAUCCGAAUUCGAAUCCGCAUCCGAAUCCCAGCAGCCAUCUUCCAAACCCAACUUUCAUCCUGUCAUGUCUCCUGAAUAUUUGCCACCUACCGACGCCAUAAUAACUGAUGCUGAUAUCCCUUCCGACUUAACAGCAUUCCAAUCCCAGGCCCUCCAAUCCUCCUUCGCCGAUAUGUAUUCCAUUCUUUCGGCUCUCAAAGCCCAUAACUUAUUGCCCGCUAUAAGCUGGGCCAGGGAGAAUUGUGUGGAACUCGAAGCGCGCGGCUCGAACCUCGAAUUUGAGCUCUGCAAGCUACAGUUCAUAUGGCUUUUUAAAGGCCCCGGAAUCAAUGGACUUCCCGAUACGCCGGAGAACGGGGUGCAAGGUGCACUGCAAUAUGCUAGGGAAAACUUUGGUCGUUUUCAGCAGCGCCAUCUACGCGAGAUUCGACAGCUUAGCGCUGCGAUAGUCUACUCCCAGAACCUAGCAGAUUCGCCGUACAGCUCUAUAUUCGACAUCUCAGCCGCCUUCGACGAGGUCUCAGCAUCGUUUACGAGAGAAUUCUGUUCCCUUCUAGGCUUAUCGGCUGAAUCUCCUCUCUACGUUGCGGUUACGGCCGGCGCUCUGGCUUUGCCUUGGUUAAUCAAGUACAACACUAAAACGAAGGCAAAGGGUACCGAGUGGACAACGGCCAACGAACUGGCCUUUGAGACACCACUUCCCCGGAGUAUGAUGUACCACUCUAUCUUUGUGUGCCCAGUCAGCAAGGAACAAACCACCGAAUCAAACCCUCCCGUCAUCCUACCGUGCGGUCACGUUCUCGCGAAAGAGAGCUUGCAUAGACUAGCUAAAGGCAGCCGAUACAAGUGCCCAUACUGCCCUAGCGAAGGUGUUGUUAAGGAUGCUAAGGAGAUCAUAUUAUAAGCAUGCGAUAGGAGCCGGGUCUUGAUUUGUUAGGAGUAAUAGGUGUUUUUUUAAGUCCGUCAAAUGGGAAUGGAAUUGACUACUUGGAAUUCGGCGUACCAUGAUGGGGGCCGGUCCGGCCAGGGAUUGACGUUCUCGUUACGUUCUCAUGAGGGGUCUUGGGGGGAUGAUAUGCCAAAACUCAACUCUGACGUAAAUACGCCGGGACGUACUUGGGGUUAUUGAACUUCAUUAUUAUAAUCGAACAUUGACAGGGGGGUUAUUUUAUCUUGCCCUCGUUGCCAAAAUCUCAACUGCAGAAAGAUAAGGUCAACAAACUGAGUGCUUUGAAAGCAGCCCUAUAUGCACAUGACAAUUUCAAGUAAAUUAGUACCUAUGUAGAAUCAUUACUCGGUACUUAAAAAAGGAUUUAUUAGAUAAUAUUAGAAAAUUACUUAAGAGGCACCUACCAGGUAGGUAAUCUUAUACAUUUAGUUAAGUGAAACCUAAGG
Molecule: messenger RNA, 2102 nt
Organism: Daldinia caldariorum
Lineage: Eukaryota; Fungi; Ascomycota; Sordariomycetes; Xylariales; Hypoxylaceae
Product: CTLH/CRA C-terminal to lish motif domain-containing protein
Exons: 2
Coding region: 238-1611 (457 amino acids)
Biological process (GO): proteasome-mediated ubiquitin-dependent protein catabolic process
Cellular component (GO): cytoplasm; nucleus; GID complex
Molecular function (GO): ubiquitin protein ligase activity
Source: RefSeq, a predicted model, not a curated record